This is a messenger RNA of Cyphellophora attinorum, 765 nucleotides long. RefSeq lists its product as uncharacterized. Gene Ontology annotation, cellular component: extracellular region. The coding region runs from base 1 to 765 and encodes 254 amino acids. Lineage: Eukaryota; Fungi; Ascomycota; Eurotiomycetes; Chaetothyriales; Cyphellophoraceae. The record is from RefSeq and is a predicted model, not a curated record. The transcript is spliced from 3 exons. Gene Ontology annotation, molecular function: cellulose binding. Gene Ontology annotation, biological process: carbohydrate metabolic process.
AUGCGUUCAACAGCCGUUCUCAUUGCCGCUGUAGUCGGCACAGCCCUCGCCGCACAGCAGCCAUACAGCCAAUGUGGUGGCCAAAACUUCUCUGGCGAUAAGACUUGCGUAUCUGGCUGGACUUGCGUCUACUCCAACCCAUACUAUUCGCAGUGCCUGCAGUCAACGGGCGGCAACGGCGGCGGUUCCGGAGGCGGUAACAGCGGUGCUACUACAGCUCGGCCGACCACAACGACCACGCGGGCCGGCACGUCCCCAACACCUUCCUCGGGCGGCGGCAGUGGCGGCAGCAGUGGCUCAGGAACCACCUACAAAUCCUCCUUCACCUUUUACGGCGCCGGCGACACAUUCGGCAGCCCGAACUGCAACACCAACACCGCUGCCUGUGGCUUCUACACCAACCCCGGCUUCUCCGCCGCGGCAUCGCAGAACAUCUUCGGCGUUGGACCAGGUGCAGGCGCGGGACCAGCAUGCGGCACCUGCUGGCGCCUGACCGCGCAGACCGACAGCAGCGGCAACAAGCUCUCCAACGCAGGCAACUCGAUCGUUGUGAUGGUCAACAAUCUGUGUCCCGCUCAGGGCAAUCCACUGUGCGCCCAGAAUGGGUUAACCGGUACGAACCAGUAUGGCGCGAACGUGAACUUUGAUUUGUGUCGGGAUAGUGGUGCUAGUGCCGCGAUGUUUGGGAAUAGUGGUGUGGGAUUGGCGUUGGGGACGGCACAGCAGGUCAGCUGUAGUUCGUACAGUGGGACGGUUGUGCACUAA